Messenger RNA from Brienomyrus brachyistius, 2268 nucleotides. Its product is annotated as regulator of G-protein signaling 20-like. Bases 102 to 755 code for a protein of 217 amino acids. Lineage: Eukaryota; Metazoa; Chordata; Actinopteri; Osteoglossiformes; Mormyridae. The record is from RefSeq and is a predicted model, not a curated record. The transcript is spliced from 5 exons.
GGUCGUUGGGACGCAUGCGCUUGGACCGAAAGCAGUCGGUCUGGAAAGCCCACAGCAAACGGAUGUAAUCAAAGCAAAGAUUUACCUCUUAUCUAGCAUACAUGGUGAAAUUGCCGAUGGGAUCGGAGCGGAAGGAGACGGAGCAUCGGCAGCCAGAGGCAGAGGAGGCGGCAUGGUCGCGACCCGCCGCGAGAGAGCGCGCCCCCAACGCCUGCUGCUUCUGCUGGUGCUGCUGCUGCAGCUGCUCCUGUCUCACUGUGCGGAAUGGAGAUGGUGGAGAGGGAGAGCCCAGCAACAUCAAGAUAGAGGGGGCAGGAAACUGCGAAGACAGCACUGAUCUCACCGUGGAGGAGGUGUGUUCCUGGGGGCAGUCCUUUGACCGGAUGAUGAGCUGCCCCACUGGGAGGGAGGCCUUCCGCAGCUUCCUCAGGACGGAGUUCAGUGAGGAGAACAUGCUCUUCUGGCUGGCCUGUGAGGACCUCAAGAAGGAGACUAGGGAGGGUGCCAUCAAGGAGAAAGUCCGGACCAUAUAUGAAGACUACAUCUCUAUUCUUUCACCCAAAGAGGUCAGCCUGGACUCCCGGGUCCGAGAAGUGAUCAACCGGAACAUGCUGGAGCCCUCGUCCUGCACAUUCGACGACGCCCAGUUUCAGAUCUACACCCUGAUGCAACGGGACUCGUACCCACGCUACAUGGCCUCACCGGCCUACGCUGACCUCCUUCAGAGGCUUGUGGAGAAGGAGCCCAAAUCGUAGGCCCCGCCUUCUCUCACUGGCUGUUCUCCCUAACUCUCUCGGAGUAGAAUGACAGAAAGGGCCCAUGUGUCCAUGCAGGGAAAUUUUCCCGCCAAAACAUUGGCUUGAGUUGAAAGGGUGAUUCCCGACCUGGAUAUUCCUGCACCAUGACCACAGGCUGCGUUGCAUCCCAAGUACGAGCUGUUUUGGAUUUACACGGAAAGAUGAUCCGGACAAAAACAAACCUCUUUUUUAAUCUGUUUUUGUUCCACGUUACGUAAUUUUUUGUUAUGGAUCGAAGUGAGAAAGGGGUUCUUAUAAUUGUGAAAAGUGAACUUGUAGGUUGUGUCUUCGGUGCUUUUGUUCUUACGGUGUUUAGAAAAGGGAAUUUUGACAUGGUCUUUAAUGUCUGUGAGCCGAAUGGGAAGAAUCAGUCCAACAAGGCAACGCUCUCGGAAGAUACCGGAAUGUGGCCCGAAAGGCAUAUUUAUAAGAUAUCAGAUCUUUCUUGUGUGACUUGCAUUUCUCCUUGACUCCAUGAUAGAUGUGACAACACCACCCAGAAUGAAGUGAUUUCCAUUUUUUCCAAAUAUUUAUAUUUUUAAAAGAAUAGUGGACUUUGAAUGCCCAUUUAUAUUACAUUUGACUAUGAACCAUUCCACUUAUUGUCCGUUCAGUUCAGGGAUCAAGCAUAAUAAUAAUAAUAAUAAUAAUAAUAAUAAAGAAAUAUUAUAUUGUAUUUUAUUAUAGUAAAAUCCCGUUAUAACGGACUUCAAGGGACCUGGCAAAACAGUCUAUUAUAUCCAAAGUCCGUUAUAUCCAGAGUUGCUGUAUGGCCAGAACACAACUACAGGACGCCAUUUACUCACGCCACACCCCAGCAGACACACGUGUGGUACAUAUUAUUAUAUUGUACAUGUAGUAAUCCAUCUUUACCUGAGCAGAUGCGUGACUAUUAAUAAUCCUGACUACGUAUCUGCGCUGGAUAUCACCGUUAUACCCGAAUAAAACUACAGCUAAAAAGCAGCUCUGAGGACCAAAUUGUUUGUCCGUUAUAAGCGAAAUUCCGUUAUUUGAAGUUUCCUCUAUAACGGGAUUUUACUGUAUAUUAUAUUAUAUGAUAAUUGCAUAUAUUCCUUCAUGAUUCAGAGCAAAUUCGUCCUAUCUCGAAGCGUUGUUUCUGGGCGCAGUUGACACUUAAAUGAAUGUGUUUGUAUCAAUGAAAAGAGAAAGGCCAUAUAUUUUAGUUACCCUUUACCUAGCUAUGAAUUACUCUGCUGGGCGGCCCUUUCCUUUAUUCUGACUUUUUUCCCCACGGAGAGCUACACCGGGCACGUGCCUUUUUAUUCGCUAUGAACCGUCUGCAUCUACACGGCCUUUGAAUGUGUUUUUUUUUUCUUGCAACAAGAAAACCGAGGUGGUCCUCCGGUGCUUACAUUCUUCUUAACAUGUGCAAUCGGAAAUAUAGGGGGAAGAGAGUUUCAUUGUUAUUGAUAUAAAUGUAUUUAAAAUCAAAAUGAAUUUAUCAUUUGUA